Homalodisca vitripennis (glassy-winged sharpshooter) is the source of this 1819-nucleotide messenger RNA. Its product is annotated as UDP-glycosyltransferase UGT5-like. Lineage: Eukaryota; Metazoa; Arthropoda; Insecta; Hemiptera; Cicadellidae. Bases 136 to 1719 code for a protein of 527 amino acids. The record is from RefSeq and is a predicted model, not a curated record. Gene Ontology annotation, molecular function: UDP-glycosyltransferase activity. The transcript is spliced from 7 exons.
CCGGGACACUCAGCACCUCAGGCCUGCCUCAGCAGUGCAGCCCUGGUAUCAGCUUUGGUUGCUGGAUGUGGUUGCUGCUGUUCUUGUCUUUAUCUGCUUGACUUUCCUGAUUCUCUACAAGAUCAUUAAGUGGCAAUGGGCAACUCUUGGCUGUCGGUAACACUGGUGUUGAGUGUCAGUGGUUUAGCUCUAUCGGCUCGUAUGUUGGCACUAAUGACGACGCCGGGAAAGAGCCAUCAUAUACUACAGUACUCGGUGAUGCAAGCUCUAGCUAAGAGAGGCCAUCAGAUUGUGGUAUAUGGCCAUUUCCUGCCAAACUCUCCUGUGGAAAACAUUACUUACCACGUUCUGAACAGUAGUUUUAUAGAACGCACAGAUGAUUGGAGCUUUCAAGAUUUUAAAGAUUUUUGCCAAAUGUCUUCGUUUUUUGGAUUUGCCAUAAGCAGUCUUUCGGAGGUGACAACGCUUACUUCUGAGGAAACUUUUAGAAGUGAAAAUAUUCAGAAUCUCCUCAAUUCUAACGAAAAGUUUGACGUGGUAUUUGUGGAGGCUUUGAUAUCGAUGGAAUCAAUGUUAGUUUUUGGUCACAAGUUCAAAGCACCUGUAGUGAACUUCCAGGGCAUUGGUGACUGGAUAACGGUUGAUUGGAUGGCGGGAAACUCGCUAUCUGUUGCCCACAUUCCAGAUAGAAUUUCUUUUGACUUUACAAACCAAAUGUCUUUUAUGGAAAGAGUACGAAAUACUGUAUCUACGACAGUGACACUCUUAUACUACCACCUAUUCCACCUUCCCAAACAUCAGGAGAUUAUAGAGAAGUACUACAAAGAUCCAACAAUGCCUCACAUCACAGAGCUGGUAGGAAAUAUUGCGUUAUCUUUGACAAACGCUUACCAAACUCUGGAAUACCCUAGACCUUACACCCCCAACAUUGUACCUAUUGGAGGAGCACACAUUUCGACCCAUACGGCACCACUUCCACAGGACAUAAAAUCAUUCAUGGAUGAUGCUAAGAAUGGUGUGAUAUUCUUCAGUCUAGGUACAAUAGUUCCUAUUCAAAUUUUCCCUCGUGAGUAUAUUCAAGCCUUUUUAAACGUAUUUAAGAAGCUGCCAGUGAAAGUUUUGUGGAAAACAAAUCUACAAAGUUUACUAGAUGUUCCACAAAACGUGAAGCUUACGAAGUGGGUGCCCCAGCCUUCAGUGUUGGCUCACCCCAACUGUCGUCUGUUCAUCACUCAUGGAGGGCUGAUGAGUCAACACGAGGUGUUACAUGCAGGGGUGCCUGUCGUUGCUAUUCCCUUCUUUGCCGACCAGAUAUUUAACGUGAGAUUCUAUGAACAUCUAGGAGUGGGACGGAUAUUGGACUUUUGGACCAUGGACGAAGACUCUAUUUACAAAGCGGUCACAACAGUACUGAAUGACCAAAGAUACCAGGAAAACGCAAAGAAGAUGUCCCGGAUAGUGAGAGACCAGCCGAUGUCACGGAUGGAUUCAGCAGUGUACUGGAUAGAGUACGUGCUGAGACACCGAGACACUCGGCAUCUCAGGCCCGCAUCAGCGAAACUGCCCUGGUAUCAGCUGUGGCUACUGGAUGUGGCUGCUGCCGUUCUUACCUUCCUCUGUCUAAGUUUCCUAAUACUAUACAAAGUUACUAACUGGGUCCUGAGUCGUUGCUUCAAUAGACGGCAUUCUAAACUUUUCAGUGAUAAAAAUAAAAAAUAAAAACAUUAUAAGCAUAGGUCUGUUUGUAAUAUUCUUACAAAUACACGUUAUAGAUGAUAUUAUUGCAAAACUGUAAAUACAAAUUUUGGUUUUCGUUGAA